This is a messenger RNA of Orcinus orca (killer whale), 509 nucleotides long. RefSeq names its product V-type proton ATPase subunit e 1-like. NCBI's taxonomy places the organism in Eukaryota, Metazoa, Chordata, Mammalia, Artiodactyla, Delphinidae. Bases 1 to 261 code for a protein of 86 amino acids. The record is from RefSeq and is a predicted model, not a curated record. Gene Ontology annotation, biological process: proton transmembrane transport. The transcript is spliced from 2 exons. Gene Ontology annotation, cellular component: proton-transporting V-type ATPase, V0 domain. Gene Ontology annotation, molecular function: proton-transporting ATPase activity, rotational mechanism.
AUGGAAGUGCCAGGUGAAGCCGCAGCAACCACGGCGUAUACCGGCCUCACCGUGCCUCUCAGCGUGAUGAGCGUGUUCUGGGGCUUCGUCGGUUUCCUGGUGCCCUGGUUCAUCCCUCAGGGUCCCAUCACCAUGUUGGUGACCUGUUCCGUUUGCGGCUACCUCUUUUGGCUGAUUGCAAUUCUGGCCCAACUCAACCCUCUCUUUGGACCACAGUUGAAAAAUGAAACCAUCUGGUACCUCAAGCAUCAUUGGCCUUGAGUAAGAAGACCUGCUCGCCAGGGCUCAGUCAUUGAGGUCACAAAGAGAACUCCUCUAGAUGCAAAAUCACCUCCGUACCCAGACCACCUUCCUUGCCUCGCCCACUUUGGCCGUCAGCUGCCUUAAACGUUCCCACCACAUUUGAAUAUCUUAUUCUACAAAGCAGUAUUUUUUCCUGUCGCCUUUUUUGCACUUUGAUGAAUGAUGUGCGUAUUGGAUCUAAACUGUGCUGCCUCUAUAAAAUGUUU